Molecule: messenger RNA, 2840 nt
Organism: Magallana angulata
Lineage: Eukaryota; Metazoa; Mollusca; Bivalvia; Ostreida; Ostreidae
Exons: 8
Coding region: 1455-2201 (248 amino acids)
Source: RefSeq, a predicted model, not a curated record
UGUUAUUUAAUGAAAGCAAUUAACAAACACCUAAUCUGUAUAGUAGUACACACUCCCGUUUGCUUACUAUGAGCUAAGAUCCCUAAUCCUCAGUAGUCAUAGGUGGAUGUUUUGUUUUCUACAAUUCUACAGACUGAGGACAUGACAUUAUCAACAGCUGAUGGAAGAACUUCUUGGUGACUGUUACAUGUAUCAAUACAGACAAUUAAAUUACAAUGUAUAUUACUACCCCAGCUGCUCUAAGCAUUUUUGAUGGAUUUGCUGCAUGCAUGGUCAAAUAGAACAAAGGCCAAAGGUAAUAUCACACUAUAUGAGUGAUACCAUGUCAACUAGCUGCCACUGAUAUUGGCCCACUGCAGACACUGCCUUGUUUCCAUAUAAACAUUCAAUUACCUUAUAGAGACAGCAUUGAACUAUUUUCAUGACCAUAUGAAAUGACUACCAGGUAUAUACAGGGUUAUUUUUGCCCAUCUACACUUGAAACAGUUUUGCCAUUCUUGAAUUUGCCCGAACUCAGCUGGGUUUAAAGAGGUAGUUUGAGACAUUAGAAUUCACCCAGUCAUAAAUUUGCCAGCUGAAAACAAGGGCAAAAGGGGUGGAAAAAAAUGGGGGCAAAUAUUUCCCAGUAUACAGUACUUUCUUCAUUUCUAAAAGUAGAUGUAUCAGAUACAUGAAAUUCUUAAAUGUAGCAAUAAGUACUAUUAUUAAACACAAUUCACGCACCAGUUUAGUUCUAAUUGAAUUUGUGGUUAUUUGUAAUUUGAAAUACAUGUAUGUUACACUGUUUAAGAAAAAAAGAAUAUCAAAACAUACAUGUAAUAUGUACCGGAGGUAGGAAAAAUGAACAUUUUUUUUCUACCCCAUUCUUGGUUUCCUGGUGGGACACCAAAAUUCAAGGAAUAUGAAAAUUAGUACUGUAUUUUGAAUUUCUUGCUAAAUGCCACCAUUUUUCUCUAUUUCUUGAUCAUGAGACACUAGAAAUCAUCACCUGUGUUUGACACAUGACCUUCAGAUUCUCAGACUAAACCUUAGACCUACAAACUUGGUUCAAGGUCACCCUUACUGAUUUAAAGUAGUUUUUGAGUAGUUUAACGCCCCAACUGAAAUUAUCACCUCAUAAUAAUCAAAGAAUGAUUCCUUAUUACUUAUAUUUAUAUAAUUUUCAGUCAUUGUAUGAUAAAAUAUUAAAAUAUAUAUAUAUAAAAGCAAAUCCCGCUGGUGCUAUAGUUUUACGUCAUUUGAAUUUAUUGGACUGUAUAGUACAAAAUCGAUACAUAGUGUUAUCACAAGCAAAGACAUUGACAAAUGUAAAAAUUAGUAUUUAUGAAAAUACAUCAUCUAUAUGGGAAACAUGAACAUGCAAAACUUCCCAGCCAAUAAACGAAAUGCCUUCCUUGAUUGGUAAUGCAUAUAAAUGAAAUAAAUUUUCUGAGUAUAGUUAUCAAGGUUUAGCAAUGGAACUGUUCUUGUCAUCAAUAUUUACAUGUGUUUCUUUCCUAGUUGUCAGUACUGCUGGGGUGAAUGUUCACGUUACUGCAAAUGGUUGUACUGUACUCAUACAGUGGAAUAAAGAAACUCAUUCUGAAGUUUACAUUGCUAUUCGGAAUGUAAGGGACAAAGAUAAUUUAGGCAUCGAGACGAGUAGAGGAAGAUUUACUUAUGCUGAUGUACAGCCAGGUCAAUCCUACAAUAUAACUUGGACACCUAUAAGAAUUAUAAAUAAUACCGGUACAAGAGUACGAGACUGGACUUUAAAGGAAGAGAAUUAUGUUUUAAUUCCUCGAGACUGCAACAUUCAGACAUCAUCAUCUUCAGAGAUUUCAACACCUAAAAUAGACUGCAUCCUUCAAUCAUCUUCACAGACACCGACACCAAAAACAAACAGCAUCCUUCAACAAUCAUCCUCCGAGAUUUCACCAACACAAGAAACAGGUAUGAUACACUUUACCGAUUCCAGUGGAUUCUGCGACGUCUAUUUCUGGGUGUCAAUGUUUGCUUUCCCUGUAGCAAUUGGGGCAGUCAUUGUUCUCACGUACCUCCACAUCAUAAGGAAGUUCGAAGGUACAAAACGCAGCAAGCAGAACGAUCCCCAGUCUGCCAGGUCAGCUGGAGUCAAUGUGAAAUCAACAUGCUAUUCCAACGACACUCCAAACUAUUACGAUGAAGUUCAAUACUCACUAGCACAGGAAAUUGAGCGUUAAUAUUGUUAUUGAAAUUUAACCUUUUCAAUUGAAAGAUCAUGUAUCUCAUAAUUAUUUUCAUGUAAUAAUUACAAGUAUACUUGAAUUUUAUGUUCAUGACAUUUUUAUAAUCAGUAGAAGUGUAUAUAUGAGCAAUGAGUUUAUUAUAUUCAAGUGUCAUAAAAUUUGCCAAAAAUGGGGUAAAUAUGUAACCUUUAUACUUGCAUCGUAAUUUUAUACAAUGAUUAAAAAUUUUUAUCGCAAAAUUUUUGCGUAUCAUUUUUUAUGAUGUUUGAAAAUAAUGUCAUCACAAAAAUAAAUUAAUUCACUGUAAACUGUCGAGAUGCAUUGCAAAAACUUGAAGUGGUGAUACAGGGCUUUCUUUUGCCAGCCCUGGAACAUCAGUUGUCAUUUCAAUGCAUUGGUUACUGACAAUGGAAGUUUUAAACACAGCAGCAUUUGUACAAUUAAUGUUAAUUUGAUUUUUGGUGUCAUCUCAUAUCAAAAUCUUUAAAAUAAAUCAUUGUUGACUUUUACAAAAACCCAUUUUGUGUCAAGUACUUUUAAAACAUUACUUUUAACAAGAGUCCAAAUGUCCUUAAUGGUCACCUAAACUUGUAAAGGAUUUAUAGAAUGGCAUUUUAAGGUUUUGACCCCCCC